GCCUAAAGGUACCCGGCACUCUCAGCUUUCCUUCCAUUGAAAUGAAUGGGAAGUGGUGUUUCACCGCGCAGCAUCCUGUGCUAAUUGGAACCGUUUUUGGAGUUGCCUAAUUGGAACCGCAAUUUGGAACAAUGACGGACUCAACAGCCUCAGAUCGGGUGAACACCAUCCCGGAUCCAAUUAUUGUCGAUCAGUCGACUGUAAACGGCCAGUGCGACCCGACACAUCAACUGCCACCCAAAAUCAACAGCCACCCUAAAUUCAAGAUGGACCAGGAGAUGAAAAUUAGCGAUAGCGUGGAGGGGCAAGGCUUACUGGAGAGCAGCAUGAGGCUGAAGCCCCACGAAGCUCAAAGAUACCGCAAGAAAGCGCUGUGGGUCUCCUGGGUUUCCAUCUUUGUGACGCUGAUCCUGGCAGUAGCAGCUUUCACUGUUUCCUUCAUGAGACACAGUGCCUCGGCUUUCGGAUUCGCUUUUGAUGCCGCCCUGGACGUGCUGUCCUCCAUCAUCGUGGUGUGGCGCUAUAGUAAUGCCUCCGCCGUUCACUCUGCACACAGGGAGUACAUAGCCUGUGUGAUCCUGGGUGUGGUCUUCAUCCUGUCCUCCCUGUGUAUUCUGGGAAAGGCAAUCCAUGACCUGGCUACCAAGCUAAUGCCUGAAGUGGAUGACUUCCUCUUCAGUGUGUCCAUCGUCAGUGGCGUGAUGUGUGUCAUUCUGGCCGUGGUCAAGAUCAUGCUGGGUAGGGUGCUCACCAGCAGAGCCCUCAUCACAGACGGUUUCAACUCCCUGGUGGGCGGGGUCAUGGGCUUCUCCAUCCUAAUCAGUGCCAAGGUGUUCAAGCACGAUCCCAAAGUGUGGUACCUGGACGGGUCCAUAGGGGUCCUGAUAGGCCUCAUCAUCCUGGCUUACGGGGUCAAGCUGCUGGUUGAUAUGGUCCCUCGAGUGCAACAGACAAGGAACUACGAGCGCUUUGAGUGACAGAAGACCACGGAAGGGCAGUGAGGGGGAUGGGUUCUAGGUUAUAUACACUGUAGAAGUACGUCCAGUGUCUGUUCUAGGGUAUGUAUAUCUACGCCCAGUCCCUAUCCAGCUCAGCUCCAUUCUUCCUGGUAGAUCUCUCCAGUCACCAUGACAAACCUAUUGAUUGGUUUAGACCUCAAGGUGCCAGCCCACUGGUGUUUUAGUUAGACCCAAGUGGUCCAUUUUGCAGCGUUCCUCCGGUCUCUCUGACUCCGAACCUGAUCUGUCCAUAUGAGUCAUUACAAAGUCAAAGAAGACUGAGGUUUCCCUCUAUAGCUGCUCCUCUACUGAAGCAGGUGGAAGGACAGAACGUGCGCUGCUGAGUCGUCAGGAAAUUGUCACUGCCUCUACAAAGGCACUGCACUGUCUCCACUGAUUAGUCUGGUGUUCGUUCAUAUCUCUAUCUCCCCUUGGACAACAUGGCUAAUUCAAAUACGCAUUGUAGGAUCUCAGUCCUUAUGGGAUUUCAAUGGUUUCUAAUAGGCGCUUUCUUUUGAUCAGUAACACUGUGUGAGUGUGUCCCAAAUGGCACCCUAUUCCCUUUAUAGGGCACUACUUUUGACCACCCUAUUCCCAUUAUUGGACUACUUUUGACCAUGGCCCAUAAAACGUGCAUCAAUUAGGGUGGCAUUUAGCACAUACACCUAUUUCUGUUUGACACCACUGUUCAAAGUAGAUGUGUUGCUUUUUUGUAGUCAUGAUGUAGUAGGGGUGGCAGGUAGCCUAGUGGUUAGAGCGUUGGGCCAGUAACCGAAAGCUUUCUAGAUCGAAUCCCCAAGGUAAAAAUGUUGUUCUGCCCCUGAACAAGGCAGUUAACCCACUGUUCCUAGGCAGUCACUGUCACUGUUCUUUAACAGACUUGCCUAGUUAAAUAAAGAUAAAAUAAAAAUAGUAGUUGGUAAUGUAUAACUUAGGGUACUAGUUGCUACUAUUAGUAGCAGUAGGACAUGUUUUCUAUCCCCCCAAAAAUCAGCAGGGAAAAUAGAUUUCUGAGAUGCCCAUUGUAGACAGGCUGUAGUAUGGAGGACAAUAGUACAGCAGUACAGUAUGUGCAAUAGCAACAUGACAGAAGACUCAUCUAUGGCUUGUGUCCCAAAUGGCACCCUAUUCCCUACAUAGUCACUAUGGACCCUGGUCAAAGGUAAUACACUAUAGGGAAUAGGGUGCUAUUUGGGACAAAACCUCUAUCAUUUGAUUAGUGAAUAUGAAAGCACAAAUGUCCAUGUCGCCAGCUCAUGUAUGGAAUCGGUGUUUGCUUUAUUGCUUAAGGGGUGUUGAAUAAAAGCUUGUGGCAGACCAUCAACAAACAACAUGACUGGAGCCAAAGACUCUAGCCAGAGAUUACUAAUCUGGAAUUAAAACAAGCCUUUCUGUGCACUACAGCCAAAUCUGUUGGCUAGAACACAACAAGUCAUCCCUUUUUAGGCCAUUCCCUCUUCUUUAAUUCCUUAACAAAAUCUGAGGGGGCAAAUGUGGUCUUCCUAGCAAGUAAAUAUAACAUUAUAAUUACGUUUUAAGCUUUCACAAUCUGCCACGCUGGAUGUAAUUGUAGAUGUAGGAUACACACUACAUGACCAAAAGUAUGUGGACACCUGCUCGUCGAACAGCUCAUUCCAAAAUCAUGGGCAUUAAGAUGGAGUCACCCCCCCCCCCUUUCAGCCCCCACUCUUCUGGGAAGCCUUUCUACUAGAUGUUGGAACAUUGCUGCGGGAACUUGUUUAUAUUCAGCCAGAAGAGAAUUAGUGAGGUCGGGCAAUGAUGUUGGCCGAUUAUGCCCGGCUUGCAGUUGGCGUUCCAAUUCAUCCCAAAGGUGUUCGAUACGGUUGAGGUCAGGGCUCUCUGCAGGCCCGUCAAGUUAUUCCAGUUAUUCUCGACAAAAUAUUUCUGUAUGGACCUCACUUUGUGCACGGGGGUAUUGUCAUAAUGAAACAGGAAAGGGCCUUCCCUAAACUGUUGCCAAAGUUGGAAGCACAGAAUCGUCUAGAAUGACAUUGUAUGCUGAACAUUUCCCUUCACUGGAACUAAGGGGCCUAGCCCGAACCAUGAAAAAACCCCAGACCAUUAUUCCUCCUCCACCAAAAUUUUAAGUUGACACUAUGCAUUGGGGCAGGUAGCGUUUUCCUGGCAUCCGCAGAAUCCAGAUUCGUCUGUCGGACUGCCAGAUGUUAAUGCGUCAUUCAUUACUCCAGAAAACGCGUUUCCACUGCUCCAGAGUCCAAUAGCAGCAAGCUUUACACCACUGCAGCCGACGCUUGGCAUUGCACAUGGUGAUCGUAGGCUUGUGUGUGUGGAUGUUCUGCCAUGGAAGCCCAUAUCAUGAAGCUCCCGACAAACAGUUAUUUUGCUGAUGUUGCUGCCAAAGGCAGUUCCGAACUCUGGAGUGAGUGUUGCAAUCGAGGACAACACUCGGCGGUCCCGUUCUGUGAGCUUGUGUGGCCUACCACUUGUUUCUCCUAUACGUUUCCACUUCACAAUAACAGCCUUUACAGUUGACCGGGGCAGCUCCAGUAGGGCAGAAGUUUGACGAACUGACUUGUUGGAAAGGUGGCAUCCUAUGACAGUGCCAAGUUGAAAGAUACUGAGCUCUUCAGUAAGGCCAUUCUACUGCCAAUAUUUGUCUAUGGAGAUUGCAUGGCUGUGUGUUCGACUCUAUACACCUGUCAGCAAUCUGUAUGGCUGAAAUAGCCGAAUCCACUAAUUUUGAAGGGGUGUCCACAUACAUUUGUGUGUGUAUAUGUGGUUUGCAAAAUGAAAAUAAUCCACAUAAAUUGUUGUUAUAUGAAUUACAUGAAUACAAAUGUUGACACACUGCACAAGGAGGGUGCUUAAGGGCUCUAUUCAAUUUGAAUCGAGGAAAUUGAUUGAUUGAUGUUCCCGGGUUAGAGGAGACUGCAUUCAUGGUAAACACUGCAGAUGUCGGCUCAACAGGAAAUGACCUUUAAAUCAGUAAUGCUUCAGGCUACAGAUUGACUAGAACCCUAAAGGAAGACGAUUGAAGUCAAGCUGUGUAUACCUAUUCAUUCUUUCUGAAUACUGUACCAAUGAACGUUGUCAAGAAGACAUGAGUUAUUAUAGUACAAAUACAUUUUUGUCCAUAUAGAAAGGGAUGUUUGUUUACAGGUGGGACAGGUCAUUACGCUCACUCCAAAUGGCUUUUCUAGACCAGGAUUCAAUCCGAGAGGCUUGUUAUAGAGCAGUGCACUGGACAGCCGACAAUGCACUUUUUUAAAGGUAAUUUACACUGAAUUUAUUUUCACUGCCGUGAAUGUGAUCUCCACGAACACUGGGGAAAUGGCUUUUUUAAAGGGGGCGUUGUCGCAUGUCAACUGUGCUGCACUAUAACAUGCUCUGGAUUGAAUCCCGGCCUUACUAUAAUUAUUACCAAGACCAUUUGUACGGCGCAAUGAAUUCUUGUAUAUAUUGUAAUAUAAGUUGACAUGUUUACAUUGGUAUUGCCAAUUUAAGCAAAAACUAGAUUUGUUAGAUAAUCGGUUGCGCUGAUGUUCUGUGUUAAGAGUGCCUAAGAUAAGUCAAUAUUUGUGUUCACAAAGGAAAGUGUCAUUAGAUGUACUAAGUUCAGGAUUUAGGAUGUGUUGAGUUUACUUCGAUAAUGUAAUUGGGCAAGAGUUGCACCACUGUAACCUUUGUUUUCUGUGACGGUUUUCAGUCAAAAAGUAUGGAUAUUACCACAACCCCCUAACUUUAUGCCUGUCGUCAAGCAAAACACUUAGGCUGCGUUCCAGGCUGACUAUAUUACAGAAGCAUUCCAGAUCUCACUAACCCUAAUAUUAGUUUACCAUGUCAUAUGAUAAAUUAAUCUGAUACUCAACUCUGCAGCCGAUGUGACACACAACCAUUGGUUGAUGCAAUGCAUGUCUGCAAUGUAAUCGGCCUGGAACAUGACAAGCUCCUUGGAGCCCCAUGGCUCUUUGCCCAAAGGCUAGCAGAUUGGCGAUAUUGAGUCGUUUAAUCUUACCUUCCAAACGCAUUGUAUGCAGCUGGCAAUACGCUUGUCACUCGUGGACCACUUCAUACCUAAAACAUUCUCCAUUCAGGCCGCAAUGUUGUCAAUUUCCUCAACUAUAUUUAAUGGUGAGAAGGCAACAAAAAUGCCUAGGAAUGGUAGUCCCCAAUGUUGCGUAUCGUUUUCAGCCAAUCAGGUUGCAGCAGUCUGUUUACCCCUGGCUGAAUGCAGGGAGCAACAUCAUGAAGUAGAAUUAGCCACUCAGGCUAGCAGAUUUUAUAAUGCAAUUUAAACAGUUACUUUAGACAACUGCCUUUGUAUUGGGAGAUGUUUAAACUCUUUUAUAGAAUAUGGAAAAUAGAUUGCCAUGUUGGCAGUUUGAUUUUGUUUUGUAGUUUGAUUUUGUAACUUAAAAUGAACAAAUACAAUUACAUUUAAUAAAGAGAAAUUCAAAAAACAAAAGCAAAGUAUCCAGUUUCAGUUGAACAACAUCCUUUUGCAAUAGCAUGAUUGUGGAAAAUGGUGUUUCAUAAAGAAAGUAUGCAUAUUUUCCCCACUUUCUCACCAUUAAUUAUAUUUAAGGAGGAAAUGGAUAACUUCAGCCUGAAUAGAGAAUGUUUUAGGUACAAACUGAUCCAUGGGGGAUACGCAGUUUCUCUGGACCCCAGUAAGGUUAUUAUUAUAUAUAUAUUUUUUUCAAGGUCUGACCUACUGGGCACAAACAUCAAUUUGAUGUAAUUUCAUUGAAAUUACGUGGAAACAAUGUUGAUUCAACGUAAUUUCAUUGAAAUUACGUGGAAACAAUGUUGAUUCAACCAGUGUGUGCCCAGUGGGGAGGCACUAUUUCAGUUACAUUACUGAAGCCCAAGAAACAAACACCUAGUACAUAUGGAAAUUAAAAAUGUUUCUGAAUGACUUUUAGGAGGGUUACAUAAAAAAUAGUUCGAUGUCAGGCACAUGGUCCCUCAGCGCUCGUGGGCCCCCUCGUGUGGGGUGUCUGGCUGCAUACAACGCAUUUGGACUAUGAAAUGAUUCAAUAUCACCAUUUGCUUAGCCUUUGGGCUACUUGGCUCGCUGGUCUCAGACACCAAUCAAAGACAGUGAGGUAUCAAAGGAUAUCAUUUAAUAGUAGAUGGAAAUGUCAUCCUUUCCAAGCCACAUUUUCACUGCACAGAAACAAAGCCUUACAGAAUGUGCCCCCAGGUCAAUGGUUAAGUAAACUGCUCAGAACAUUGCAGAUAGAAAUUUAAUGAAUAGAGUUGUGUAAAUUUACAAGAUGGAAAAUCAUAUCUGCUCUACAAAAUGCAUAUAUUAAUAUUGUACAACAUUGCAUACCUGAACAGACCACACAAUUCUGGAAACUAAGUUUUACUUGCAGGGAACUGCUCUUGUGAAUGCUGUUUGUCUAGCAUAGUUGGUAAUACAUUCACAUAAAUGAUUCAGUGUUUGUGGUGCCUAUGCUGCAUGUUCUCAUUUAUUGGCCAAUAAGAAACAACCGUUUCCAAUUGGAGAAAACAAAUGUUUUUCUUUGCAUGACUUGCAUGAACACGACCUAGGAAUAUGUUUUUAAGGUACUGCAAAAUAGUUAAUUUGAGCUCCUACACAAAUUAAGGUUGGAUUCAUUGCUAAUCGACGAAGUUCAGCUAUAUAGUAUACUUGAAGUGUAAAGAUAAUUUCCCAUUGGGCCGACAUGCAGCAGCGUUUACCGUGAAUGCAGUCUCCGCUAACACGGCUAAAGCAGCGAUUGCCUUUAAAAUGUCACAGGCUACAAUGUGGAACUUCAGCGCUACGGAUUGUAUCUAACCCUCAAACGAUUGUAAACUCUGCACAAUGUGGUUGUGGUCAGUUUUUGAUAGCAGCAGUUAAGAUUUGCUUAAGCUUUACACAAUGUACAUUUCUAUAGAACACACAUGACAGACCCAUUUGUCACAGAAAAAGGUUUAUUGAAAAAUAAAGUUAUAUCCCACUUAUUCGUCAAACUGAAAACAAAAUGCUUUUUUUUUUGUACAGUCGUAAUUUAGUCCCAGAACAAUCGUUGCUUUAGCUUUUCCAUGAUAGCUUAAAACAAGGUUGAGAUUGGGGGAAAAAAGUCAAUGAAUAUGUAGGAAGGCAAAUGCAGAUUUGACAACGGAGACAUUUCGAUGUUGGGUUAAAGAGACUGAAGGAACUCUUCUCAUGUCCAUAACACAUCUUCCUUUCAGCUAUCAUUUUAGGACAAACCAAUUUCAAAUAGACAAUUAUAGAGGCUAUUUAUAUUGGUUCUCAAGAUCCCUCAUAAAUAACCAAUGAAAGGAAAGAAAGUUGACAACAUACUCUGUCUGACUAAUACAAGUAUAACAAGGCCAUUGCCACAGAUGCUUUCAUAUGCUGUAUUUUACCCCACUACAAGCCUUCGGUAAACAUGUCCACAACAGCAUUAAGACAUUUGUUUUAACCAUCAAAGUCCAACACAUACAAUUACUGUUUACCUUUACAGUUAAUGUUAUAAGAAACACUAUCCUUCUAGCAAACUAUGUGAACUCAACUAACAAUUUUCUCUGCCACUAGGUCCGGUAGAUCUAUUGGGCAGGUACGAUAAGCGGAGUCUAGUAAUAACCAUCAAAAGGCACGUCAUGUACUUUUUAUUAACGGUAGCUUGGCUGCAGAUCGUAUACACAAACUUAAUAAAAACUGAUCUGGACGGGAAAAAUAACAAGUCAUAAAAUGUAAGUGACCAUCUAAAAGACAACGUAUCUAUAUUUACACAUGUGCAAAUGGUUUGCAUUAAGAUCUGAAAAUAAAAACGUCACGAGGUUCUUGCUGGCAUUUACAAUAACAAAUCAAGUGUGCGUUGCUUUUGUCCCAAUAUCAUCAUCACCCCGAAAGCACAGUGAUGAGAGGAGCGACAUCUGUCACUACUGUCCAGUCCAACACAUUUCA
Messenger RNA from Oncorhynchus kisutch (coho salmon), 7902 nucleotides. Its product is annotated as transmembrane protein 163-like. The transcript has 8 exons. Lineage: Eukaryota; Metazoa; Chordata; Actinopteri; Salmoniformes; Salmonidae. Gene Ontology annotation, molecular function: zinc ion binding. Gene Ontology annotation, cellular component: synaptic vesicle membrane. The record is from RefSeq and is a predicted model, not a curated record. The coding region runs from base 132 to 977 and encodes 281 amino acids.